Molecule: messenger RNA, 801 nt
Organism: Meloidogyne enterolobii
Lineage: Eukaryota; Metazoa; Nematoda; Chromadorea; Rhabditida; Meloidogynidae
Source: the annotation of a GenBank genome assembly
GGCGCUGUUUUUUUAGUAGUGGGGUUAUUCUUUUCCGCAUUUGCAUUCAUUAUUAUUCUGUUAGUAUCAGAAACACCGCAAGUCGAUAUCUAACAUCCAGUAUUAAAAUAACCCUUUUUCUUGCUGUGUCAGUUUGUGGUUUUUUCUGUUUUUUUGUGUGUCAUUUUUCAUUUUGUGUGUCAUUUUGUUUAUUUUUGUCAUUUCUUUUCAUUUUUUUCAUUCUCUGUGAUAUCUGUGUCUUUUUCAUUUUAUUUUAUUCUUUACAGAUAUUCAAAUUUUCUAAAAUAAAAAUUAAAAAUGUCUGUUAAGAGUGAAUCUUCUUCAUCCGACACUGUUGAGGUUAACAGUGUAGGAUCAGUUGAAAACCAAUCUGGUCCGUUUACUGAUGAACAGAUGCAAAUGGAGAUUAAAUGCAAGACAACCGAUGGAGGGAUUGUUAAUGUUAGUGUUUCGCAUCUUCUUCAAAGCAGCGUUUUUAAGGACAUGUAUAAGGAUACCGACUGGAAGCCAGAGGAUGAGUUUCCAGUUAAUACAGAGGAAAAGGUUUUCUCCAAGAUAAGCCUGAUCCUAAAAUUGAAACUGAUCCAGCUACACGACAGCGCAAACCUAUUGCUUUUUCAGAAUAUGAGAACGACUUCUUUAAGAACGUCGGUGUUGAGGAGAUUAGUAAUUAUAUUAAGGCUGCCAACUAUUUGGACAUUAAAUCGCUGUAUUAUUCUGGUUGCCAGGCUAUGGCUGCUGUUAUUGGAAGUAAGACACCAGAAGAGCUUCGAGAACUUUUUUGUCUUGAGGACGACUUGA